Messenger RNA from Lemur catta (Ring-tailed lemur), 4296 nucleotides. It is a transcript of the gene PRMT2IP, whose product is annotated as chromosome 1 C15orf39 homolog. Bases 216 to 3311 code for a protein of 1031 amino acids. The record is from RefSeq and is a predicted model, not a curated record. The transcript is spliced from 3 exons. Lineage: Eukaryota; Metazoa; Chordata; Mammalia; Primates; Lemuridae.
GCGAACAGCAGCGAGGAGGGUGGCUCCGGGCUCCGCGCUCCGCGCUCACCGCGACUUCCCGCGCAGGGCCCGGCCAGACAAGAACCCGCGGCCUGGGCGGCGCUGGAGGAUGCGGUCGCGGCUGCGGCCCCGGGGAGCGGCGGCGGGAAGCCCGGCGCCCUGCAGGUCAGCAGUUGAAUAGCAGGGACCCGGAAGGGCUUGAAGCCUUCACAGCAAUGGCGGAGAAGCGGCCACUGGGGACUCUGGGCCCUGUGAUGUAUGGCAAGCUGCCCCGCCUGGAGGCAGACUCGGGGUCUGGGCACAGCCUGCUCCCCUCUGCUGGAAGCCAGGACCGCUGCGGCUAUAAGGAAGCCUACUUCUCCUGUCCCAUGGCGGGUACUCCUAAGGCAGGGUCUGAGCGGAUGGCAUCCUGGACCCCAUACCCAACCUUGUACUCCCCCAGCAUGGCAGGACCUCCACUUCGGACAGACAGCCUGCUGACCAACUGCCUGCUCUACCGCUCACCAGCAGAAGGCCCUGAGAAGAUGCAGGACUCCAGCCCUGUUGAGCUCCUGCCCUUCAGUCCCCCGGCUCAUUCCUACCCAGGCCCACCACUGGCAGCGCCCAAACCUGUCUACCGAAACCCUCUGUGUUACGGGCUCUCCACUUGCCUGGCGGAAGGGGCAGCAAAGAGGCCACUGGAUGUUGAUUGGACGCUGGUGACUGGGCCUCUGUUGCCUUCAGCCGACUCACCCUGUUCUCUGGCCCCGGCUCCUGGCAAGGGCCAGUCCCUGGAUGGCACCUUCUUGCGUGGGGUGCCAGCUGAAGGGUCCAGCAAAGACACCUCAGUGAGCUUCUCUCCAUGCCAAGCAUUCCUGGAGAAGUAUCAGACCAUCCACAGCACAGGCUUCCUGGCCUCCAAGUACACAGGUCCUUACUCUGGGGACCCCAAACAAGCGAUGUCCAAGGGGCCCUCCAGUCUUUGGACGCAGCCAGCCCAGCCCCUGGGGCCACCCUGCCAGGAAGUCAUGCCCACCCACUACCCACUGCCCCCACCUCCACAGGCCCUGCCUUGCCCUCCAGCCUGUCGCCACCCAGAGAAGCAGAGCAGCUACAGCUCAGUGCUCCCACUGCAGCCCCUGGGAGCCCACAAGGGCCCUGGGUACCAGGCUGGUGGGCUUGGCAGCCCCUACCUGAGGCAGCAGGCAGCCCAGACACCCUACAUGCCCCCAGGGGGGCUGGACACUUAUUCCUAUCCCUCUGCCCCCCUCCCAGCACCCUCACCAGGCUUCAAGCUGGAGCCACCUCUUGCUCCACGCUGCCCACUGGACUUUGCCCCCCAGACCCUGAGUUUCCCUUAUGCCCGGGAUGACCUCUCUCUCUAUGGAGCAUCCCCGGGGCUUGGAGGGACACCACCUUCCCAGAACAGCAUGCAGGCUGUGCCACAGCCUGGUGCCUUCCAGCGGACGUGCCAGCCUUUGCCAGCCAGCGAGCCAUGUUCGGAGCCUGUAAGGGUUGCAGAGAAGCCAGCCCAGGAAGCCGGAGAGAAGACGUGGCUGCCUAGCUGCAGGAAAGAGCAGCUACAGCCCCGGCUUAAUGAGCACCCUGGGGCUCCCAUUGUCAUCCGGGACAGUCCAGUUCCCCGUACCCCACCGGCACUUCCCCCCUGUGCCCAGGAGCGCCAGUCUCUUCCACAGAAGGAGGGUGCGAGGCCCCCCAGCUCUCCACCAAUGCCUGUUAUCGACAACGUCUUCAGCCUGGCCCCCUAUCGUGACUAUCUAGAUGGGCAGGCAUCCGAGGCCACAGCUGAGGCUGACUCAGCUCCAGCCUCCGAUGAGAGCCAUGACAAAGGCUGCAGGGGGUCCCUGCCUGCCCAGGAGGACCCCUCAGGGGCUCACUGCUCACGUAAGGAGGAGGUGGCCCUGGACUUGAGUGUGAAGAGGCUCACAGCAGAGGCGUCUCCCGUCAAGGUCCCUAGUCCUGUGGUACAUGCCAAGCCCACCGAAGCCAUGGAUGUGCCAGAUGUGGGGAACACAGUGUCAGAUCUGCCAGGCCUGAAAAAGAUAGUCACAGAAGCCCCAGGGUUGCCAGCGACCACAGAGGCCACGCCAAGGACCAACUUCCAUAGCUCUGUGGCCUUCAUGUUCCGAAAGUUCAAGAUCCUCCGACCGGCACCCUUGCCUGCAGCCGUGGUCCCAUCCACACCCACUUCAGCUCCUGCCCCUGCCCCUGCCCCUGCACAGCCUGCCCCCACUCCCACAUCUGUACCCAUUGGACUGCAGAUUCUCACUCAGCCUUUGCCUGUGGCCUGCUUCAACCUGGCACUGCCCAGCCCUCCAGUGGCUGUGGCCUCCCCUGUCCCCACCCCUGCUCCAGCUCCAUCUCCGGCGCUGGCUCCUGCUCCAGCUCCUGCUCCUGCUCCUGCUCCAGUUGCAGGCCCUGCUCCAGCAUCUACACCUGCCCCCGCAGACUCCCCAGAGCAGCACUUUACGGGGCUGCACGCGUCCCUGUGUGAUGCCAUCUCAGGCUCAGUGGCCCACUCCCCCCCGGAGAAGCUGCGCGAGUGGCUUGAGACAGCUGGGCCUUGGGGCCAGGCUGCGUGGCAGGACUGCCAGGGUGUACAGGGGCUGCUAAGCAAGCUGCUGUCCCAGCUGCAGAGCUUCGUGUACACACAGCGGUGCCCCUUCCCCCACGUGGUGCGGGCUGGUGCCAUCUUCGUGCCCAUCCACCUGGUGAAGGAGCGGCUCUUCCCACGGCUGCCACCCGCUUCCGUGGACCACGUGCUGCAGGAGCAUCGCGUGGAGCUGCGGCCUACCACGCUGUCGGAGGAGCGGGCCCUGCGGGAGCGUGCGCUGCACGGCUGCACCUCGCGCAUGCUGAAGUUGCUGGCGCUGCGCCAGCUGCCUGACAUCUACCCUGACCUGCUGGGCCUGCAGUGGCGCGACUGUGUACGCCGCCAGCUGGGUGACUUUGACACUGAGGCUGGAGCUGUGUCCCCCUCAGAACCCACCACGGCCAGAGAUGAGCCAGAGAGCCUAGCCCUGGCUCGGAAGUCACCAACCCCCAAGGUCAGGAAGCCAGGGAAGAAGCCACCAACCCCUGGCCUGGAGAAAGCAGAGGCAACUGCCAGGGGAGGGUCCGGUGGUGCCUCACCUGCCCCUGCUGCCAGUGCCAGCCCACCCGGCCCCACGCUGAGGGCCCGCUUCCGCAGCCUGCUGGAAACUGCCUGGCUCAAUGGCCUGGCGCUGCCCACUUGGGGCCACAAGGCCUCAGGACCAGACCGGCCCUCACCCCGCCCACAGCUGCUGAGUGGCCAGAGCCAUCACCUGUAGCCCUGGUGGCCGGUGCUGUUGGGGCAUCUGUCUGGGACUCCCUUCUGCCUGUCUAGUCCUGGGCCAGGAGUGAAUGCCGGGGCCAGGGCAACUCCUUUGGGGGGGUCCCCAGCUUUCACCCUGGGCCUGCCCAGACUGGGCUGAGAGCCCCUGAGCUUUCACCUUGAGGGUCUUUAUUAGAUAGGACCACUUCCUAUUUCUUCCUAGAGAAAACGUGGGCUUUGGAGCCAGACACAUCUGGGCAAGACACCUGCCCCGUAUUGAGCCCUCAUUCCCCAUUUGUAGAAUAGGACAACGCAGCCUACCUCACGGGGUUGUUGUGGGGACGAUGCCUGACACACCCGUUACGGUUUGGUCUCUGCUUCCUCCCUGGGUCGGGGCCUGGGUUAGGAAGCUGAGGCAAGCAGAACCUUCCUGUAGAGUCUUCACAUAUCACAGGACUUGCUAUCUUAGAGUGUGGUACAUUGUCCAGUGUGUAAGACUUACACACUUCAGCAGCAGUUACCACCCGCCCCCCUCUGCCCCAGCCUGGAGCUCCCCAAGGGAGCCUGCUGUCCCCACUCCCCAUCCCUGCUGCUGGUGGGGGACAGGCCUGGGGCUGGCAUCCUUAUUCUAGGUCUGCUGCCGCCUCCCCUGGAAGCCCCAAGCCUGUCCUGAAUUGACAUCAGUGACUUCCCUGAGCUGCCUCUGCCACCCCAUGCACUAUCCCUGGAAACCUGUGUUUCUGGAAGCCUGGCAGCUGCAGGGACUCAGGGACUGGAGCAGGCAGGCUGAGUGGCAGCUCAGUCCUAGGAGGUCUCCGAAGACCUGGGGACCGUGGCAUUCCCCCAAGCCAGAGCCUGGCAGCCCUGCUGGGGACCACCUGCCUGCCGAGUGCUGACUGAGCCAGAGGCUGACAGGAGGGGCGUUGGCCUUAUGUACGGGUUUGUGAAGAGCCUGUGGGCCCUGGAGGCAGGCCAUUAAAGCGUCUGGGUUGUUUUUGGAA